Messenger RNA from Alosa alosa (allis shad), 2218 nucleotides. RefSeq names its product UDP-N-acetyl-alpha-D-galactosamine:polypeptide N-acetylgalactosaminyltransferase 11 (GalNAc-T11) (gene galnt11). The coding region runs from base 224 to 2029 and encodes 601 amino acids. Gene Ontology annotation, biological process: regulation of Notch signaling pathway. Gene Ontology annotation, cellular component: Golgi apparatus. The transcript has 12 exons. The record is from RefSeq and is a predicted model, not a curated record. NCBI's taxonomy places the organism in Eukaryota, Metazoa, Chordata, Actinopteri, Clupeiformes, Clupeidae. Gene Ontology annotation, molecular function: Notch binding.
CGAAUAAGCAGGCUAAACACUGGUAAAGGAUUUGGAUUUGCUAUUGCACUCAAGUCACGGGGCGGCGAUGCAUGCUGAGGUUUUACAGAAACCUAUCCAGACCAGCAACACGGAGACUUCAGAGUGGUAGAGCAGCGGGGCUGGCCGAAAUUAUCACACAAUGCUGGGAGGUUUAUUGUCAAGGUUAUAGAGAUGGGCCGCCGACCAUGUUGCUAGGGCGACCAUGGGCAGCGUCACUCUACGUUACUUCUGCUAUGGCUGCUUCUUCACCUCCGUGACGUGGUCCAUCCUCCUCUUCCUCUACUUCAGCCUGGGCCAGGACAGCCAGGUCUCACUGCACCAUGUGCCCGUCCAGGGGCCUCAGUCACACCGGCUCCAGCCACGCUACACCCGCGGCCCCGGGGUCCAGCAGCGGCGCGACCGCAACAAGGGCGCCGCCGGUGGACACCGCGAGGGGGGGAAGGGAGGCACCAACGCCUGGAAGGCGGCCGACCUCUCGCCAGAGAUGGGGAUGAUCUUUAACGAGCAAGAUCAGGAAGUGCGGGACAUGGGCUACCACAAGCACGCCUUCAACGUGCUCAUCAGUAAUCGCCUGGGUUACCACAGGGACCUGCCCGACACCAGGAAUGACAAAUGUAAAGAGCGCUCCUAUCCCAUCGCCCUGCCGGCGGCCAGCGUGGUCAUCUGCUUCUUCAACGAGGCGCUUUCGGCCCUGCUGCGCACGGUGCACAGUGUGCUGGACCGCACGCCCGCCUACCUCCUGCACGAGAUCAUCCUGGUGGACGACAACAGCGAGCUUGCUGACCUGAAGGAGGAUCUGGACACGUACCUACAGCAGCAUCUGAAGGGCAAGGUGAAGCUGGUGAGGAAUGAGAAGCGAGAGGGCCUCAUCAGGGGCAGGAUGAUCGGAGCCUCCCAUGCCACAGGCGAGGUGCUGGUGUUCCUGGACAGCCACUGCGAGGUGAACGAGGCCUGGCUACAGCCGCUGCUGGCGCCCAUCAAGGAGAACCGCCACACGGUGGUGUGCCCCGUCAUCGACAUCAUCAGCGCCGACACGCUGGUCUACAGCCCUUCGCCCAUAGUGCGCGGCGGCUUCAACUGGGGGCUGCACUUCAAGUGGGACCCUGUACCUGCCGCCGAGCUCAGCGGCCCUGACGCUCCCUUCAGGUCUCCUACCAUGGCAGGGGGGUUGUUUGCGAUGGACCGCCGCUACUUCAACGAACUGGGCCAGUACGACAGCGGCAUGGACAUCUGGGGAGGAGAGAACCUGGAGAUCUCAUUCAGGAUCUGGAUGUGUGGGGGGCAGCUGCUGAUUAUCCCCUGCUCGCGGGUGGGCCACAUCUUCCGCAAGAGACGGCCGUACGGCUCCCCCGGGGGUCAGGACACCAUGGCCCACAACUCCCUGAGGUUGGCACACGUCUGGAUGGACGACUACAAGGAGCAGUACUUUGCCCUGCGCCCCGAGCUGCGUAACCGCGACUACGGCGACAUCGGCGAGCGCGUGGCGCUGCGCAAGCGACUGCAGUGCCACAGCUUCAAGUGGUACCUGGACAACAUCUACCCCGAGAUGCAGCUCAGCGCCCGCAACAAGCCCCAGCAGCCCGUCUUCGUCAACAAGGGCAUGAAGAGGCCCACGGUCCUGCAGAAGGGACGGCUGCGGAGCCUUCUGGCUGACAAGUGUCUGGUGGCGCAGGGCAGACCCACCCAGAAGGGAGGAGCGGUGGUGGUCAGAGAGUGUGACCCACUGGACAGAGAACAGGAGUGGUCGUACGACGAGGAGCACGAGCUGAUCCUGGCGGGGCUGCUUUGUUUGGACAUGUCUGAGAUCCGCUCCUCGGACCCACCUCGUCUCAUGAAGUGCCACGGCUCAGGAGGCUCACAGCAGUGGACUCUGGGGAAGAGUAACCGUCUGUACCAGGUGUCUGUGGGCCAGUGUCUGGCCGUGCUGGACCCGCUCAGCCCCAAGGGCUACGUGGGCAUGGCCAUCUGCGACGGAUCACGGGCGCAACAGUGGCAGCUGGAAGGGUGAGGUGGCCAUGCAUGCACACUGGGCGCGCGCAUGCGCCACAUGGCCAGAGGUACCAGCAGACGCAUAGCGUCCCCCCCUGCAGUCUGGAGGAGGAAGGCGCGACGCUGGCCAAGAGAAGACAGAGAUAAAGAGAGCAUGCACGUGAGCGAGAGAGAGAGGUGCAGGGGACACACACACACACACACACAC